Molecule: messenger RNA, 1584 nt
Organism: Sycon ciliatum
Lineage: Eukaryota; Metazoa; Porifera; Calcarea; Leucosolenida; Sycettidae
Product: splicing factor C9orf78 homolog
Exons: 12
Coding region: 339-1265 (308 amino acids)
Biological process (GO): mRNA splicing, via spliceosome
Cellular component (GO): spliceosomal complex
Source: RefSeq, a predicted model, not a curated record
AGCUAGCUUUUCUUGUUGUUUUGAAUUAGAUUUUUUAUUCUGUACCCCAUCUCUACAGGCAUUUUGUGUUAUGACUCGGUGACUGGGAAAUCGAUCUGCAGUGUUCCGAACCUAGUACCUGUGUCUGGACGACAUGCGUGCAUGCUGAUUUAUUGACUGGGCGACUGUUGAAGAAACAUUUAAAAAAAUACGUUCUGUGACGAACAGCUAGUACGUGACCUCAAGAAAUUGAGAGGAAUUUUACACCAGGAAUCUCUACUCGAAGUAGAUUAGUCCUGUGCAUAGGCUCUUCGUCCUCUACUAUUUGAUAGCAUCGGCAUGUGCUAGGCACCCUAAAGAUGCCGAAGCGACGCAGGCGCUGUGAAGAUAGUGAUGAAGAAAGUGACGAUGAUGGCAGUGGUGAUGUGUCUGAUGCGAUAAGACAAAAGCUUGAGGAAGCCAAAGAGCUUCAGCGAAUUAGACAGCGUCCCAUAGGCGUUAGUGCUGGUCGCCUGGCGUUUGGUGAAGAGGCCAAGAAAGAAGAAGAUGUUGAUGCUGACCCAUUCAAGCUGAAAACUGGAGGUCUGCUGGACAAGGCAGCUGCGGAAAAAGCCAAGGCUGAUCAGGAUUCGGUGCGCCUGGACAACACGUUUGCAGCGGAAACUAACAUCCGUGACGAUGAUGCUGCCAUGAUGAAGUACAUUGACGAGGAAAUGAAGGCGAAACGCGAAAGUGAGGAUGGGAAGUCUAAAGAGCUCACAGAGUACGAGAAGCGUGAAAAAGAGCUUUUCACCAUUCCAGAGCACCUGAAUGUUGUAUCACAGAAAAAGGUCAGCGAAGAAAUGCUGUCCAGUCAAAUGUUGUCCGGAAUACCGGAGGUGGAUCUCGGUGUUGAUGAGAAGCUGCGUAACAUUGAAGCAACAGAGGAGGCACGUCAAACUAAGCUUGCUCAAUCCAAACUCAAGAAGCAUGUCACGUCAGAUCUUGUCCCCAAGAAUGUUGCUGCUAACUUCAGCCAUCGUUAUUUCAGUGGCGAUAACUCCGAAGCACGGAAACGCCGUGAGGAGGCCAAGGCCAAAGCCAACAAGCCUGCACCCAAGGUGGUCCCACUCGUUGGUGGUCCAAUGGCCGAACCCCGUGCUGAUAUUGCCAGUGCACACGCAUUGAAGAUCAUCGACGAUCGCAAGUACGAGGAGCAGAAGCAGUCGGGCACGAAGAACAUGCGGUCACAGGCAUCCGACAACUACCACUACGAUAAAUUUGUCAAGAGGACUCGUUUCAGGUAGCAGUAUCCAAGUAGUAGUAUAUUUAUUGUGCUACUUGUAUUACUACUCUUUCCCCUCUCGUCCAUGAAACAAUCUAUCCUAAAAUAUACCAUUGAGAACGAUACCACCUCUGUAAUAAUUUUUCCUGCAUGAAAGUACCAUGUAAUUAUAAUGCUUUUCGCAUUACAGCAUGAUGUCACCUGCUUAUAAAUCCAAUUGAGUCUGUACCCCCUCCCCAUACUUCCAGGUUUUGUGCCCUGGCGCUGCAUACUCAUGAUAUAGCAGUCACUGAUUGAUUCACUGUGCUGACAGACCACUGCUGUGCUGGUGGUACACUGUG